AUGAAUUGGCCCCAAAUACCGCAUGGUGUGAUACGAGGCCGUAUUUUUAUUUCAAUGGAAGAACGUCUCACUUUCAACACUAAUACGAGAUUCUGGCCGAAAAUGUGUCACAAAUUGCCUCACCGUACUGCGGGGCAGGUUCGUAAUCGAAUCAAAGUGUUGUUCGAUCCCGCAAUUUUGAAAGGACACUCGAAGCUUGCGUACAAGAAACCACACCAAUGGACGAUGAGUGAUACAGAGAAACUGCUCAAAUACUACAAGAUCUAUGGCAUGUCAGCGUCGGCUAUUAAGAAGAUAGGCGAGCUUAUGAAACUGCCCAUGCAUACGUGCCAAAAUCAUUUAAGAAACAUUCUGGAGCGGACGGGGCCUGUUCCUAACUAUCUUCUUAAAAAACUUUGGGUCGUCGUAACGAAGCAAACUUCGUUCGAAAGUGGUUGCGCCUUUGAUAGGGUCGUCUCUAAAGCUAUACGAAAGUGUCGAUUAGAGGUGAAU
Molecule: messenger RNA, 492 nt
Organism: Ostertagia ostertagi
Lineage: Eukaryota; Metazoa; Nematoda; Chromadorea; Rhabditida; Trichostrongylidae
Source: the annotation of a GenBank genome assembly